ACCAGAAGCUGCUAAUAAGCAGAACGCAUCGGACGGCUUUUAUUCAAGGCUUUUAAUUUUUGGAAUGGAAAGUUUAUAAUUAUUAAUUCAGUGAAAAUAGUGAAUUAAGCCAAGUGAACCUUAAACUUUUAAAUAUAUGUAGAAAACUUGAUUCUUCUUAAGAUAAAUAAUUCAUAGUAACUAAAUAAUAUAACUCAAUAGUUUUAUUACCUAUUUAAUGCUUUAAAUCAUAAAAAAUAAUGCAAGCUAAUAAGCUUCCCAAAAAUCCUCGCGAAUCGGCGGGGAUUUUUUCCACCUUGAUGUUUUGCUUCGCGUUGCCCAUCCUCUUCAAAGGCAGAAAGAAGACGUUACAACCCACGGACCUAUAUCAGGCCCUAAAAGGACAUAAGGCUGAGACUCUGGGCGAUAUUUUUUUUAAGACUUGGCAGGCAGAGGUCACGUCCUGCAAGGAUAAUCCCAAAAAGGAGCCAAGCAUUAUAAAGGUUAUACUGAAGGUGUUCGGAUGGCGUUUGUUUGUAUCUGGACUUUUGAUUGGUAUUCUGGAAGUGGGAACAAAAGCUACCUUACCUCUUAUUUUGGGAGCUUUGAUAUCCGAAUUCACUGCCAAUGGAAAUGGCGAUGGAACAAUGGCCCAAAUCUAUGGAAUCACCUUGGUAUUGGCCUUCUUGAUUGGUGUGGUUUUUCUUCAUCCUUUUAUGAUGGGAAUGAUGCUCUUGGCCAUGAAGAUGCGAGUGGCAGUGAGCACGGCUAUCUACAGGAAGGCACUUCGUUUGAGCCGAACCGCCUUGGGAGACACAACCACGGGCCAGGUGGUUAACCUUAUUUCCAAUGAUCUGGGCCGAUUCGAUCGGGCUCUGAUACACUUUCACUUUUUGUGGCUGGGACCAUUGGAGCUACUGAUAUCCUCGUAUUUUCUUUACCAACAAAUCGGAGUAGCUUCACUUUACGGAAUAGGGAUUCUAUUACUGUUCCUUCCGUUCCAAACAUAUCUCAGCCGGCUCACUUCAAAGCUAAGGUUACAAACCGCUCUGAGAACCGAUCAGAGGGUGAGGAUGAUGAACGAGAUUAUAUCCGGAAUACAGGUGAUUAAAAUGUACACCUGGGAGAAGCCAUUCGGCAAGGUCAUAGAGCAACUUAGACGCAGCGAAAUGAGCUCCAUUCGCAAGGUGAACUACAUUCGAGGGACUCUGCUCUCUUUUGAAAUAACUCUGGGCAGGAUUGCCAUAUUUGUUAGUCUUCUGGGCUUCGUCCUGAUGGGCGGCGAACUGACCGCCGAGAGAGCCUUCUCGGUGACAGCCUUCUACAAUAUCCUGCGACGCACGGUAACCAAAUUCUUUCCAAGUGGAAUGUCCCAGUUUGCCGAAAUGCAGGUAACCCUGCGGAGAAUCAAGACAUUCAUGAUGCGGGAUGAAUCAGGAGUCCAGGCAGGUACCCACAAAAAGGAUAUUGGCGCUUUGGAACCUCUGGUGGAACUAAAGUCUUUCAGAGCGCAUUGGACUCAUGAACAUGCCGAACCAGUUUUGGAUAAUAUAAACAUCUCUCUCAAACCCCCACAGUUGGUAGCUGUCAUUGGACCUGUGGGUUCCGGGAAGUCGAGUUUGAUUCAGGCUAUUCUCGGUGAGCUCCCGCCUGAUACGGGAAGUGUUAAGCUGCAGGGUAGCUUGUCCUAUGCCUCCCAGGAACCCUGGCUGUUCAACGCCUCCAUUCGGGACAACAUCCUAUUUGGCCUGCCCAUGGACAAGCACCGCUAUCGGAGUGUGAUAAGAAAAUGUGCCCUGGAAAGGGAUCUGGAGCUGCUCCAGGGUGAUCAUACAGUGGUUGGGGAACGAGGAGCAGGGCUAUCCGGUGGCCAAAGAGCCAGGAUCAGUCUGGCAAGAGCCGUUUACAGGCAGGCGGAUAUAUAUCUACUCGACGAUCCCUUGAGCGCAGUGGAUACUCACGUGGGACGCCACUUGUUCGAGGAGUGUAUGCGAGGCUACCUUAGAGACAAACUGGUUAUCCUGGUUACCCAUCAAUUGCAGUUCCUUGAACAUGCAGAUCUCAUUGUGAUCAUGGACAAGGGCCGGAUAACAGCUAUCGGUAGCUACGAGGAAAUGCUAAAGAGUGGCCAGGAUUUCGCGCAGCUCCUGGCCCAGCAGACGCAGGAGGAAAAGGAGGUUUCCGAUAAUGAGGAUAAAUCAGUCAAUGACAGUAAAUCCAACUACUCCCGUCAGAGUAGUCGACAGAGUCGGAACAGUGUCUCUUCGGUGGAUUCUGGCCAGGAUUCUGUAAUGGAGGAAACCAAACAGCCCCUGCAGGAAUCACGAUCCAAUGAAAAAAUCGGACUCAGCAUGUAUAGAAAAUAUUUCUCUGCUGGUUCCGGUUGUUUCCUCUUCGUCCUGGUCACUUUCUUCUGUCUUGGCACUCAGAUUCUGGCUUCUGGUGGGGAUUACUUUGUGUCCUAUUGGGUUAAGAACAACGACUCCUCAACCUCUCUGGACAUUUACAUGUUCACGGGAAUCAAUGUGGCCCUGGUCAUCUUCGCCCUCAUUAGGACUGUAUUGUUCUUCAGCAUGUCGAUGCACUCAUCCACGCAGUUACACAAUUCCAUGUUCCAGGGCGUUUCCCGCACCGCCCUCUACUUUUUCCACUCGAAUCCUUCGGGCAGGAUACUCAAUCGCUUCGCCAUGGAUCUGGGACAAGUGGACGAAGUCCUUCCCGCCGUGUUGCUUGAUUGCGUCCAGAUCUUCCUGACGAUCAGCGGCGUUAUCUGCGUCCUGUGCAUUACCAAUCCCUGGUAUUUGGUCAAUACGCUAAUGAUGUUUGUGGCCUUCCAUUUUCUGAGAAAGUUCUACUUGAGCACUUCGCGCGAUGUGAAGAGACUGGAGGCGGUGGCCAGGUCACCGAUGUACUCGCAUUUUAGUGCCACCUUGAACGGACUACCCACCAUCCGGGCACUGGGCGCCCAGGAGCUGUUGACCAAGGAGUACGACAACUACCAGGACCUGCACAGCUCUGGGUACUACACAUUCCUGUCCACCAGUCGGGCCUUUGGCUACUAUCUGGAUCUGUUUUGUGUGGCCUAUGUGGUGUCGGUGACCAUAACCAGUUACUUUAAUCCUCCGCUGGACAAUCCUGGCCAGAUUGGAUUGGCCAUCACCCAGGCAAUGUCUAUGACAGGCACUGUGCAGUGGGGCAUGAGGCAAUCGGCUGAGCUAGAGAACUCCAUGACGUCGGUGGAAAGGGUUCUGGAGUACAGGAACCUGGAGUCUGAGGGGGAGUUCGAGUCUCCAAAGGACAAGCAGUCUCCUAAGAAUUGGCCGCAGCAAGGACAAAUAAAAGCGGAACACUUAAGCAUGAGAUAUAAUCCAGAUCCCAAAACCGACAACGUCCUGAAAUCUUUGAAAUUCGUAAUCCAACCGAGGGAGAAAAUAGGCAUUGUGGGUAGAACGGGUGCUGGGAAGUCCUCGCUUAUCAACGCCCUCUUCAGACUGUCCUAUAACGAUGGAUCCUUAGUGAUCGAUAACCAGGAUAUCGGACAAAUGGGUCUGCACGAUCUGAGGAGUAAGAUAUCGAUAAUCCCACAGGAACCAGUGCUGUUUUCCGGAACUAUGCGAUACAACUUGGAUCCCUUCGAACAGUAUUCAGAUGCCAAGUUGUGGGAGGCUCUAGAAGAGGUUCAUUUGAAAGAGGAGGUGGCCGAGCUGCCCACGGGUCUCCAGAGUCUGAUUGCCGAAGGAGGUGGCAAUUACAGUGUCGGCCAGAGGCAGUUAGUCUGCCUGGCGAGGGCCAUUCUCCGCGAGAAUCGCAUCCUAGUGAUGGACGAGGCCACGGCGAAUGUGGACCCCCAAACGGAUGCCCUGAUUCAGUCCACCAUUCGCAGGAAGUUCAAGGAGUGUACUGUGCUGACCAUUGCCCACCGUUUGAAUACGAUUAUUGAUUCGGACAAGGUCAUGGUUUUGGAUGCUGGCAACCUCGUAGAAUUCGGCUCACCCUACGAACUUUUGACCCAAUCGGAACGGAGGGUCUUUUACGGUAUGGUUAUGGAAACGGGCCGAUCCAGCUUUGAUCAUCUUUUCAAAGCAGCUCUACAGGUUCAUGAAAGUAAACUGCGAAGCAAGUCAGAAUAAUCCAUUGAUAUUGUAUGAUAUCUCAAUAAUACAUUUUCUUUAAUUAAAUACAAUAAAUUAAUAAAAUGAUUACACUUAUUCCUUUUAAUAUAAUCAAGUCAAACUUAAGAAUACAUCAACAGUGGCUCGAAGAAUUCCAUAUGCUAUCCAAUUAGAUCUGAACAAAUAUUCUCCCUCUGGGAAGGGCAACAAUUUCGUGAACUGAUAAUUAAUGAAAGUCGUAGAAACCUUAUCCACAAUAAGGUCAUGCUUCGAAAUAAUCAAAAUAUUGAUAAACAAUAAAUAAAUUAUUAUACAUUUUAAAACUUACAUCGAAGGGGCAUGUGUGGUUCAUAUUAGAGUGACUUUUAAACAAACCGUACAUAUAGCCUAGAACCGGAUUUGAUUUUUGAUUUUUCAAAAACUUGCAGCCAUCUGCGGUAAUAUUGUAGAGAAAUGGUUUGUAGCCAUUCGAGCGCUUCAAAAACGACCAAUUAAUCUAAUGGAUGAAAAUUUUAAUGACUUUUAGAUAGAUAACUAAGACUAUUUUUACAUACAGUGACAUUUGUUAUGGGUACUUUGUACAAUUUCACUUUUAAUGAAAUGUAUUUGUAGGUCCUAUUUAUGGAUUUUAUACAGUAAUUUGUAACAGUAAUCGAAGUCGCAAAAAUCUUUGUCCAUGGAUGUGCAUUUUAUGUUUGUAAACUCACUUUUGGAGAAGAUCUGGAAGUCUCAGAAAUAAUUUAUAAACUCUUGUAAUAUUUAUAUUUUUAAUUAAUUAUUGCUUUACCAUUGUUACUAAAUAACAAAUCAAAACAAGUUGAAAAAUAUUCACUCGCCAAAAAAUCAUCGUUAAUACGAAUUUGUAUAACUUUAUUUAACGUCGGUCAAAAAUGGACUAAGACCAGACGACGGGUUUAUAAAGAGCUUUUUAUGUUUAAUGAAUCAUUUUAUAAAUAUAAAGCAAUUAAAAAGAAGUAAUUAUGCCGUGCAACCAUGUGUCACUUAUAGCUCAAAGUUAAACCAAGAUCAUUAUCCUAAACACCAUUAAAAUCGUUUUAUGAAGCAA
Messenger RNA from Drosophila ananassae, 5157 nucleotides. RefSeq names its product probable multidrug resistance-associated protein lethal(2)03659. The transcript has 7 exons. The record is from RefSeq and is a predicted model, not a curated record. Gene Ontology annotation, molecular function: ABC-type transporter activity; ATP hydrolysis activity; ATP binding. NCBI's taxonomy places the organism in Eukaryota, Metazoa, Arthropoda, Insecta, Diptera, Drosophilidae. Bases 240 to 4109 code for a protein of 1289 amino acids. Gene Ontology annotation, cellular component: membrane. Gene Ontology annotation, biological process: transmembrane transport.